Molecule: messenger RNA, 2729 nt
Organism: Cavia porcellus (domestic guinea pig)
Lineage: Eukaryota; Metazoa; Chordata; Mammalia; Rodentia; Caviidae
Gene: Cnga4
Product: cyclic nucleotide gated channel subunit alpha 4
Exons: 6
Coding region: 332-2056 (574 amino acids)
Biological process (GO): potassium ion transport; monoatomic cation transmembrane transport
Cellular component (GO): plasma membrane; intracellular cyclic nucleotide activated cation channel complex
Molecular function (GO): intracellularly cAMP-activated cation channel activity; protein-containing complex binding; voltage-gated potassium channel activity
Source: RefSeq, a predicted model, not a curated record
UUGGAGCUAAAGAAGAGAGAAAGAAGGCAGAAAUAAGGUCCAGGCUUCCUUCUGAGGCAUGCUCCCUCUGCCUUCUCCAGGGACCUCAUUAAUGGUGUUUAGCUAGCAGGCAUGAGCCAAUGCCCGAGAGAUAGGGCAGGGUGCUACAGCUACACUGCCUCCACCCCUUCAGUAACUGCUAGUUCUAAUUGUGUUGCUAAGAGCUUUGAAGACAGAGAAAUCACAGCUGGAGCCCAAGGGCAGCCUCUUCCAGGCAGUCAAGCAUUAGCGCCCUCCUGCCCAAGCAGAGGGACCCUAGAUACUUCAAGCAUCACAACCAGACUACAGAACCAUGAGCCAAGACAGCAAAGUGAAGACAACAGAGUCCAGUCCCCCUGUCCCCUCAACGACCAGGAAGAGGCUGCCUGUCCUAGAUCCAUCUGGGGAUUACUACUACUGGUGGCUGAACACGAUGGUCUUCCCAGUCAUGUAUAAUCUCAUCAUUAUUGUGUGCAGAGCCUGCUUUCCAGACUUGCAGCAUGGUUACCUAGUGGUCUGGUUCAUACUGGACUAUACCAGUGAUCUGCUCUACCUAAUGGACAUCGUGGUGCACUUUCACACAGGAUUCUUAGAACAGGGCAUCCUGGUGGUAAACAAGGGUAUGAUUGCCAGUCGUUAUGUUCGCACGUGGAGCUUUGUAUUGGACUUGGCUUCUCUGAUCCCCACCGAUCUGGUCUACAUGCGGUUGGGCCCCCAUGUACCCACACUGAGGCUGAAUCGCUUUCUUCGGGUGCCCCGCCUCUUUGAGGCCUUUGACCGCACAGAGACUCGCACAGCUUACCCCAAUGCCUUUCGAAUCGCUAAACUGAUGCUCUACAUCUUUGUCGUCAUCCACUGGAAUAGCUGCCUCUAUUUUGCCCUGUCCCAGUACUUGGGCUUUGGGCAAGACCCCUGGGUAUACCCAGACCCAGCACAGCCUGGCUUUGAGCGCCUGCGGCGCCAGUAUCUGUACAGCUUUUAUUUCUCCACCCUGAUCCUGACUACUGUGGGGGACACACCACUGCCAGCCCGGGAGGAAGAGUACCUCUUCAUGGUAGCUGACUUCCUGCUGGCUGUCAUGGGUUUUGCCACUAUCAUGGGUAGCAUGAGCUCUGUCAUCUACAACAUGAACACUGCAGAUGCGGCUUUCUACCCAGAUCAUGCAUUGGUGAAGAAGUAUAUGAAGCUACACCAUGUCAACCGCAGACUGGAGCGACGCGUUAUUGACUGGUACCAGCAUCUGCAGAUCAACAAGAAGAUGACCAAUGAGGUAGCCAUCUUACAACACUUGCCUGAGCGACUUCGGGCAGAGGUUGCUGUGUCGGUGCAUCUGUCCACUCUGAGCCGGGUACAGAUCUUCCAGAACUGCGAGGCAAGCCUGCUGGAGGAGCUGGUGCUGAAGCUGCAGCCCCAGACCUACUCGCCUGGUGAAUACGUAUGCCGCAAAGGAGACAUUGGCAGAGAGAUGUACAUUAUCCGUGAGGGCCAGCUGGCUGUGGUGGCAGACGAUGGUAUCACGCAGUAUGCUGUGCUUGGGGCAGGGCUGUACUUCGGGGAGAUCAGCAUCAUCAACAUCAAAGGGAACAUGUCUGGGAACCGCCGCACAGCCAACAUCAAGAGUCUCGGUUAUUCAGACCUGUUUUGCUUAAGCAAAGAGGACCUUCGGGAGGUGCUCAGUGAAUAUCCACAGGCGCAGGCUGUCAUGGAAGAGAAGGGCCGUGAGAUCUUGCUCAAAAUGAACAAACUGGACGUGAAUGCUGAGGCAGCUGAGAUUGCCCUACAGGAGGCCACAGAAUCCCGACUGAGAGGUCUCGAUCAACAGCUCGAUGAUCUGCAGACCAAGUUUGCUCGCCUACUGGCCGAGCUGGAGUCCAGUGCACUCAAGAUUGCCUACCGAAUAGAAAGGCUUGAAUGGCAGACUCGAGAAUGGCCAGUACCCGAGGACCUGGUCGAGGCUGAUAUUGACAGUGAACCUGAGGAGGGAACUUCCAAGGAUGGAGAGGGGGAAACUGGCCAGGAGGGUCCCCCAGGUCCAUAAUGAUCCCUUUCCUGUUUCCAGGACUCCCACCUCCAAGUGAAACCAGAGUUGUAGGGAAGAUUGCCUGCAGAAACUCUGCCAUCCAGUUUGCUUUAUCCGAGAGACAAGAAUGAAUUUGUCUGUAGAUGUCCAGCUAGAGAUGUGGGAGUAUAGCAAACACUGAUUUCUCCCUUAGCAGUACACACACACACACACACACACACACACACACACACACACACACAAACCUGAAUACACACACAUGCACACAAAAUUACACAUUCCCAUUCUGGCCAAGACUGUGUAUUCUACAUAAAAUGCUCUGGAGUCCCCACAUGUGCUUUCUCAUAGUAUACACACAUUCAAUUAUGUGUCUCCUGACAGUCAUACACCAAUAGAUACCCUCCAUAGGUGUGUACAUGCUUAUGAAAACACAGAAACACACCCAGAGCCUUCUUGAUCCAAGAUGUCCUCUAGGACUCCCAUAUUGGUGGCUUGCAAGUGUACCCUGAAAAUUGCAUUUCAAUAAAUCAUUUGCCUCCUCACUAAGCAUUUAUGGAGGUAAAAAAGAAAACAAAACCCAUGAUGGGCUGCAUUGAAUUGUAUCUAAAGUCCAAGGCACAGAGUGAGGGGCAUGAGGUGUGUAGUACCUGGUAGGUUGGAUUCAAAACAAUUGGAGUACUGGAAGAAUAGG